AUUAAAUUAUUUAAUUCUUGGAUAUGUCAACUCCUCAAAUAAAAUCAAAAUUGGUUCAAACCUUUGGAAGAAAGAAGAAUGCUGUCGCCAGUGCAAGUGUUAGAGAAGGAAAGGGUUUGGUAAGAGUGAAUGGAGCUCCAAUUGAAUUAGUCAAUCCAGCCCCAUUGAGAUAAAAGGCUCUCGAACCAUUAUUACUUCUUGGUUAAGUCAGAACAGGCAGAUUGGAUAUCAGAGUCACAGUUAGAGGUGGAGGAAGCACUGCUUAAAUUUAUGCCAUUAGAUAGGCCAUCAGCAAAGGCAUCGUUGCUUACUAUCAAAAAUACAUUGAUGAAACUUAAAAGAGAGAAAUCAAAGAUCUAUUGUUAUAAUAUGAUAGAUCACUUUUGGUUGCUGAUCCAAGAAGAUGUGAGCCAAGAAAGUAUGGUGGUAAGGGUGCUAGAGCCAGAAGAUAAAAGAGUUACAGAUGAAAAUUUUAUAUCAUAGUACAUUAAAAAAUAUAAAAUAUUAA
This is a messenger RNA of Paramecium tetraurelia, 508 nucleotides long. RefSeq lists its product as uncharacterized. The transcript is spliced from 3 exons. The record is from RefSeq and is a predicted model, not a curated record. Gene Ontology annotation, biological process: translation; maturation of SSU-rRNA from tricistronic rRNA transcript (SSU-rRNA, 5.8S rRNA, LSU-rRNA). NCBI's taxonomy places the organism in Eukaryota, Ciliophora, Oligohymenophorea, Peniculida, Parameciidae. Gene Ontology annotation, cellular component: ribosome; cytosolic small ribosomal subunit. Gene Ontology annotation, molecular function: RNA binding; structural constituent of ribosome.